AUGAAUUAAAAUAAAGUCAAACAAGAUUUUAACACUCAAAUAGAAUAAAAGACUAACUUUCCUAUGGCUAUAUGGAUAUGCUUGGCUACUUUUGGCAGCAUUUAUGCUUAAACAGAGGCUCCUUCUUUGCAUGACUACUGGAAGGAAUACUACGCUCAUGAUUAUGCUGAGAGAUUUGAGUUUUACUUUAACUUAUCCUAGUCUAUUUCGCUGUUUUCCCUUGUAUUUCUUUCUUUCGCUGUUGGCAUACUCUGCGAUUUAUACUCUAAUGCUAUUAUUAUGAUUGUCCAAGGUUUUAUAAUCGUUUUAGGAUAAUUUUUAGUUUAUUGUUCUUACUAUUUCAGCUAGUUUUGGUUCUUUUUUGUUGGUAGAAUGCUCAUUAUCUUAGGUAUGUAAACUAUUCAAACAUCUUCUAAGUCCUUCCUAAAUUAACAUGUUGCUGAUAAAGAAAAGGGAUUCUUAUUUGGUAUACACUCUUCUUCAGUAUUGGUAGGAAAAUUUGUUGUCCUGAUAAUAGAACCUUAUAUAGCUAGCAAAUUAGGAAUGGAGGUUGCAUUGCUAUUUACAUUUGGCUUGACUUGCUUUUCCUUGUUUGCUUCUUACAUGACUUACUAUUUAGAAGAAAAAGAAAAAACAAAUUUAGCUGAAGUAUAAACAGACUUAGACUCUGAAAGCUAAAUUGACUCAAACUAGGAUUUGGUAUAAACACAAACAUAGAACACUUUCAUGUCUUAAUGGUAGCAAAUUCUCUCUUACAGCAUGUAAUAUUGGCUCUUUGGAUAUAUUAUAGCAUCUAGCCUACUUGUAACAAAUGUUUUAGACGCUCUUUUGCCUGCUUAUCUUUCUUCCCAUUGGAAAAUUAAUACUUUAGAUGCAACAAGAAUAUCUUCCAUAUAGUAAUUCUAUGGAUUUAUUAACUGGCUUAUGGGAAUGUGUUAUGAUUGGUUACAAAUGGGAUAGGAAUGGCUACUAUUUUCCAGUGUUGCCUCGUUAGUUGGGUAAGUUAUCUUAACUUAAUACGAUCCUGUUCUGGGAACCGUAAUAGAGGGAUUGGGAUACAAUAUGAGAGUAGUUGCCAUGUUUCCACUUCUUGGAAAAUUAGUAAAAAAAGAGGCAACUGGUAAAGCAUAUGGUUUAAUUAGAAGUUUUAAAGACUUAAUAUCAAUGAUGGCAUUUUUGAUCAUAGGAUUACUAGUAAAUGCUAGCAAUUCUUAUCAUAGUUCCUUUUAAGGAGUAGGAUUUUACAUUGCUUUUUACACAUUAAUUAACAUAUUCCUUUACAUUAAAAGUAAACAACCUUUACAAAUUCUUCAAAAGCUUUGA
Molecule: messenger RNA, 1323 nt
Organism: Tetrahymena thermophila SB210
Lineage: Eukaryota; Ciliophora; Oligohymenophorea; Hymenostomatida; Tetrahymenidae
Product: MFS transporter
Exons: 1
Biological process (GO): transmembrane transport
Molecular function (GO): transmembrane transporter activity
Source: RefSeq, a predicted model, not a curated record